Notolabrus celidotus (New Zealand spotty) is the source of this 1561-nucleotide messenger RNA. RefSeq names its product glycine-rich cell wall structural protein 1-like. The transcript has 4 exons. The record is from RefSeq and is a predicted model, not a curated record. NCBI's taxonomy places the organism in Eukaryota, Metazoa, Chordata, Actinopteri, Labriformes, Labridae. Bases 35 to 1561 code for a protein of 508 amino acids.
UCUCCAACAAACAGCAGAUCUGCCAGCAGCAGAGAUGGCAGCUCUGUGCUGGACGGUGCUGCUGACGGCUCUCUUCCUGUCCGCUGGGAACACUUUGGCGGACGUGGACCAGGACUGGCUCACAGGUGUUAUAGAAGGCAUCAAGAAUGAGUUUGCACUUGGUGACACCUUCAGUCUGGCCGUGAACCUCCCUCUGAACCAGGACCCAAACAAUCUUGAGCAGAUCCUCCAGGAUGACCCAGCAGACAAAGUCCAACAAGCUGUUUCAGAGGGUGGAGUGUACCAGGGCAGGAGGGUGAUAGCAGCAGCUCAGACCGGGGCCUUAUCACGUGUUCUAGAUAACAUAGAACCCUUCGUUAAAAGCAGUGAGGGCAACUUCCUCAUCAUCUACUCUGAAGAAUCCCCAUGUGGACCAGCGUGUACCACCAAUGUAAAUGAGGACGCUAUCGCUGCCAAGAUUAACCAAGUGGUUCAGCACUGGCGCGGCUAUGCGUUUGUGUUUUCUAAAGUCAGUGAUGUUCCUGCUGCAGACAUGUCUCAACUGUCCCAGUCCUUCAAACAACUGGACAUCUCUAAACUUGGGCUUGAUCACAUAUUCCGUUGUUUUGGAGAUGAUUCCUUUCAGUGCACCAGCUGCUCCUCAGACGGAGACGUUACACCCUCAUGUGUUGCAAACAACGCCCCGUCCAAUCAGGAAGCAGACGAGGGUACAAGCUUGGAUGGUUUCCUAGGCACAGGAUUAGUUGGAGGGAGGGAAGGUGGCAUAGGAGAGGGGGAACAUGGAGGCCUGAGCAAGUGCAAAGGACGUAAAGGAGGCUGCAAGGACAAAGGAGGUGUCAGGCGAGGGAAAGGAGGCAAGGGGAAGAAAGGUGUCGGGCGAGGGAAAGGACGCAAGGGGAAGAAAGGUGUCGGGCGAGGGAAAGGAGGCAAGGGGAAGAAAGGUGUCGGGCGAGGGAAAGGAGGCAAGGGGAAGAAAGGUGUCGGGCGAGUGAAAGGACGCAAGGGGAAGAAAGGUGUCGGGCGAGGGAAAGGAGGCAAGGGGAGGAAAGGUGUCGGGCGAGGGAAAGGAGGCAAGGGGAAGAAAGGUGUCGGGCGAGUGAAAGGACGCAAGGGGAGGAAAGGUGUCGGGCGAGGGAAAGGAGGCAAGGGGAGGAAAGGUGUCGGGCGAGGGAAAGGAGGCAAGGGGAAGAAAGGUGUCGGGCGAGGGAAAGGAGGCAAGGGUAGGAAAGGUGUCGGGCGAGGGAAAGGACACAAGGGGAAGAAAGGUGUCGGGCGAGGGAAAGGAGGCAAGGGGAGGAAAGGUGUCGGGCGAGGGAAAGGACGCAAGGGGAAGAAAGGUGUCGGGCGAGGGAAAGGACACAAGGGGAGGAAAGGUGUCGGACGAGGGAAAGGAGGCAAGGGGAAGAAAGGUGUCGGGCGAGGGAAAGGACGCAAGGGGAAGAAAGGUGUCGGGCGAGGGAAAGGAGGCAAGGGGAGGAAAGGUGUCGGGCGAGGGAAAGGACGCAAGGGUAGGAAAGGAGGCAAGAAAAGAGGGGGACGCAAAGGUAAAAGAAGGGGUUAG